Messenger RNA from Mercurialis annua (annual mercury), 2550 nucleotides. RefSeq names its product probable CoA ligase CCL12. NCBI's taxonomy places the organism in Eukaryota, Viridiplantae, Streptophyta, Magnoliopsida, Malpighiales, Euphorbiaceae. The record is from RefSeq and is a predicted model, not a curated record. Bases 196 to 2400 code for a protein of 734 amino acids. The transcript has 14 exons.
UUAAGCUCUCCAAGGAAAACUGUGAGAAUGAUUAUGCAUAAACAAGUAAAGAGUGUUAUUAGUUGAGGUUUGGGUUGGCAUAAGUUACUCACCUACCACACUCUUCUCCUUCAUCACCUAACUACAAAGUAUAAACUCACCAAACCAUAACAACAACAAGAAGAAAAUAAAAAGAGAAAUAAAUUAAAAAAAAGAAUGAUAAGAAGCAAAAUGUAUGAGAAAAGCAUUGGUGAAGUAGGAGUGGAUGAUAUACUGCAUGCUGCUGAUUUUUCCAUUCAACAAGCCAAACAAUUCCACAAAAUUCUUAAUCAAACUAUUGAUCUAUCAUCCAAAGGAUCAGACCCCAAAUUGGUUUGGCAAAAUAUAGUGCAAAAGAAAAUACUAAAGCCAUGGCACCCACAUGGACUACACCAACUCCUUUAUUACUCUGUCUAUGCUCACUGGGAUUCCACUCUUCAUGGUCCUCCUCUCUAUUGGUUUCCUUCUCUACCUCAAGCAAAAUGCACCAACUUAGGACGCAUGAUGGAAGUCUAUGGUCCAAAAUUCUUAGGAGCUUUGUACAAGGACCCCAUAACAAGUUUUAGCCUCUUUCAGAAAUUUACUGUUCAACAUCCUGAGGCUUAUUGGUCAGUUGUACUGAAAGAGCUUUCAGUUGUAUUUCAUGAAGCUCCAAAGUGUAUUCUGGACACCAGUGACAAAUCAAAGAUUGGGGGAACAUGGCUUCUGGGUGCGGCUCUGAACAUUUCUGAAUGCUGUUUGCAGCCUGCAAGUCACCCUACAAAAUCUGAUGACAGUGUGGCUAUUGUAUGGGGAGACGAAAGUGAUGAUAUCAGUAUAAAUCAGAUGACUCUAAAAGAACUUCGAGAACAAGUAAUGUUGGUGGCUAAUGCACUAGCUGCAACAUUUAGAAAGGGUGAUGCUAUCGCGAUUGACAUGCCAAUGACAGUCAAUGCAGUCAUUAUAUAUUUAGCCAUUAUAUUAGCUGGAUUUGUUGUUGUAUCAAUAGCUGACAGUUUUGCAGCAAAGGAGAUUGCGACUCGUUUACGUAUUGCCAAUGCAAAAGCUAUCUUUACCCAGGACUUUAUUGUCAGAGGUGGUCGAAAAUUUUCUUUAUACAGUCGUGUUGCAGAAGCUGCUCCGCGUAAAGCCAUUGUGCUCCCGGUGAGUGGGAGCGAAGUAGGCAUUCAGUUAAGACAGCAGGAUUUAACUUGGAAAGAUUUUCUUUCCACUGUUAAUCACCUAACAAGACCUAGUCAGUUUUCUCCUGUCUAUCAAUCAGCAGAUUCUACAACUAAUAUACUAUUUUCUUCUGGAACCACAGGAGAACCAAAAGCCAUUUUAUGGACACAACUUUCACCAAUCCGUUGUGCUAGUGAUGCGUGGGCUCACAUUGAUGUUCAAGUUGAUGAUGUUUACUGCUGGCCAACAAAUUUGGGAUGGGUGAUGGGACCAAUUUUACUUUACUCCUGCUUCCUAACUGGUGCUACUCUUGCUCUCUUUCACGGAUCUCCUCUCGGCCGUCAGUUUGGAAAAUUUGUUCAGGAUGCUGGAGUUACUAUUUUGGGUACAGUGCCGAGUCUGGUAAAAGCUUGGAAGAGUACCAACUGUAUGAAAGGGCUAGACUGGAAAAAGAUAAGAACCUUUUGUUCAACUGGGGAAGCGUCGAAUGUUGACGACGACCUUUGGCUGUCUUCAAGAGCUGAUUACAAGCCUAUUAUUGAAUGCUGUGGAGGCACUGAGCUCGCAUCAUCGUAUAUCCAAGGAUCUCGGCUGCAGCCACAAGCCUUUGGUGCAUUCAGCACCGCGUCAAUGACAACAGGCUUUGUCAUCCUUGAUGACAAUGGAGUUCCUUAUCCGGAUGGUGAACCUUGUGUCGGUGAAGUAGGUUUGUUUCCGCUAUACCUAGGAGCAAGUGAAAGAUUGCUUAAUGCUGAUCAUUAUCAAGUUUACUUCAAGGGAAUGCCAACAUUCAAAGGAAUGAGCCUUAGGAGACAUGGAGACAUUGUUAAGAGGACAGUUGGAGACUAUUUCAUUGUGCAAGGCAGAGCUGAUGACACCAUGAAUCUUGGUGGCAUUAAGACAAGUUCUAUCGAAAUUGAGCGUGUAUGUGAUCGGGCUGAUGAAAGCAUCAUGGAAACUGCUGCAAUUAGCGUAGCGCCAGGUGAUGGCGGUCCAGAGCUCUUGGUAAUAUUUGUAGUUGUAAAGAAAGGUUAUAAUGGUGAACCAGACAAGUUUAAAGUGAAGUUCUCCAAAGCCAUACAAACAAACCUUAAUCCGCUAUUUAAGGUGAGUUUUGUUAAAAUUGUUACCGAGUUCCCUCGAACUGCUUCCAACAAGUUAUUGAGGAGGGUAUUGAGGGAUCAAAUGAAGCAUGAGCUAUCCGGUCGGAGUAAAAUCUAGUGGGAUGGAGCGCCUACGUCGCAUGUACAUCCACUAUGAGAAUUUUACUAUCACUUCUCUAUGAUUAAGUUAAGAUUGCUAUAUUUACUUUGAAUUUUAAAAUUUACUGUUUUUUUAUGAUAAAUUAGUUAUGUUAUUAAAAUUUCCUUA